AUACAAAGGACAUUGCAUGAAAGCCGAAGCUAAUUGGCUGAGGGCGUGUUGUUCCAUUACACUUGUACGCAUAUAUCGUCCCUCUCUGUCUCUCUCUCUCUCCGUCUCUUUUAGCUUCGCUUGAAAUUGUACAGACAUGGCUCCUAGCGAAUGGGGUUUCCUUGCUUGAGCGGGCAAUUCAAAGCUGCUGCUUUCUACUGGGAGAGGUGAGUGAGAGAACUAUAGUGACCUUUCUGAGUCCAGUUAAUCUCAGACACCUUGUUCGGACCAUUUGGGAAUAGAUGGCUACUCAAACAGUGUACUUCAAAGAACAAGAAGGGAUUGGCCACAAUCCUAUGGGGCAGUUGUCAGCUUCUUGGUGGACUACUCCCAUCACUUCUCAAUCGGUUUAUGGCGAAUCCUGUGUCCAAUUGAAGUCAUUUACCAUGGAACAUCCCAGUGGUGGAGACCAACUAAUUUCCAACAAACAAGCAGGGAGGGGUACGGAACAUGGAGCUGAUAGAGGGAAUACAACUCAGUUCAAUAUCUUUCCGGAUAAUUGCAGAAGUUCAGGGGAUGGGCAGAAGCCUCAGGCAGCCAUUUCUCUCCAAUCAUCUCUAACAGAAUAUCGAGGUCGCUUUGAGCUAGGAUUUGGUCAGCCCAUGAUCUAUGCGAAGUAUCCUUAUGCGGACCAAUGUUAUGGAGUCUUCCCAACUUGUGGACCUCCAAUUUCGGGCCGUGUUAUGCUGCCGUUGAGCACCACAACCGAUGAUGGACCUAUAUAUGUUAAUGCUAAGCAGUACCAUGGGAUUAUCAGGCGUCGGCAGUCCCGUGCGAAGGCAGUACUGGAGAAUAAAGUGGCAAGAGUUCGUAAACCAUAUAUGCAUGAAUCACGCCAUCUCCAUGCUAUGCGAAGACCACGAGGAUGUGGUGGUCGUUUCUUGAACACAAAGACUGUGAACAAAGGAAAAAGCGGAACUGAAGUGAAUAAGGCUGGCAAUGCACAACUCUCUCCUGGCACUGGUUCGCAGAGUUCUGAAGUCCUGCAGUCUGAUAGCGGUGGUACUUUAAACUCAUCAAAGGAUGCAAAUGGCAAUUGUUCAAAUUUUUCUGGGUCAGAGGUGACUAGUAUGUACUGUAGGGGAGAUCUCGAUCUCUUUCCAAUUAAUCAUCUCAUGCCACGUGGCCACUCUCUAUCAGACAUGAUAGACGGUGGGCGUGGCUUUGUUAUGCCCAGUAAGUGGGUUGCAGCAGCAGGAGAUAACUGCUGCAACCUCAAAGUCUGAUAGCAGGGGAUCAAAUGGGAUUGGACUAUUUGUGCUACUUGUACAGUUGUACCAAUCCCUACCCUUGCGGCAACCAUUGCGGUUGCUAGGCAAAUCAUUCUUGGCUCAUCGAUUCGCUCAUAUAUAGACUCUAAGUAAGCAAGUUAUUCUUGGCUCAUCUGCAUUAAGUUUGUCUUCUGCCAUUCCUUGCAGCCCUUCGGCUUAAGGUUGUUAGAGAUGCUGAAGCCUUAAUGUAGCUAGUUUAGUGUAAAUUAAUGGAGUAGGCGAGAAACAAGCCUAUUUCACUAAUUAAAUAAGAGCGUCAAAUCUGGUUAUGAGUUUUUGACAUAGGAAUAUUGAAGUGUGAUGUGGUUGAAGUUUAAUAUCUAAUAUGCCUAUCCCUGACUCUCGGAGUGAUGUACUGUACAACUUUUAUGUUUGUGUUGCUACCUUAAAACUUUAUGCUAUGAAUUAUCCAAAAACUUAGUGUUUGUAUUA
Messenger RNA from Alnus glutinosa, 1742 nucleotides. RefSeq names its product nuclear transcription factor Y subunit A-10-like. Lineage: Eukaryota; Viridiplantae; Streptophyta; Magnoliopsida; Fagales; Betulaceae. Gene Ontology annotation, molecular function: RNA polymerase II cis-regulatory region sequence-specific DNA binding; DNA-binding transcription factor activity, RNA polymerase II-specific. The record is from RefSeq and is a predicted model, not a curated record. Gene Ontology annotation, biological process: regulation of transcription by RNA polymerase II. Bases 282 to 1265 code for a protein of 327 amino acids. The transcript has 6 exons.